Anopheles maculipalpis is the source of this 1609-nucleotide messenger RNA. It is a transcript of the gene ArfGAP1, whose product is annotated as ADP-ribosylation factor GTPase-activating protein 1. The transcript is spliced from 6 exons. Gene Ontology annotation, molecular function: GTPase activator activity. NCBI's taxonomy places the organism in Eukaryota, Metazoa, Arthropoda, Insecta, Diptera, Culicidae. Gene Ontology annotation, cellular component: Golgi membrane. The record is from RefSeq and is a predicted model, not a curated record. Gene Ontology annotation, biological process: regulation of endocytosis; regulation of ARF protein signal transduction. The coding region runs from base 98 to 1609 and encodes 503 amino acids.
UGUUGGGAGUUGUUUUUCCUACCUUUCCAGCACCGUGUUGUGGUGGUGCAACGUGUACAAGUGUGGCAGAGCUGCGGUUUAGAUUCCCUCCACCACCAUGGCUAGUCCACGUACACGUCGUGUUCUGAGUGAGUUGAAACCAUCGGACGGAAACAAUAAAUGCUUCGAAUGUGGCACCCAUAACCCGCAAUGGGUGUCCGUAACGUACGGCAUUUGGAUCUGUCUCGAGUGUUCCGGCAAGCACCGUGGCCUUGGCGUGCAUCUGUCCUUCGUGCGCUCCGUUUCGAUGGACAAGUGGAAAGACGUCGAGCUGGAAAAGAUGAAGGUCGGUGGCAAUCGUAAGGCACGCGAAUUUCUCGAAGCGCAGGACGAUUGGGACGAAACGAUGCCCAUCCAGCGGAAGUACAACACACGUGCGGCUGCCCUGUACCGCGAUCGUAUCAGUACCCUUGCCCAGGGACAACCGUGGGACGAGUCGGGUGCGCUGGCACGCGUGAAAGGCUCGGGGUAUGCUGGCGGAGGUACGGGCAGUAGUGGUGGAGGUGGCAGCAGUGGUCAAGGUUCGAUGACACAUUCCAGAAGCAGUGGAUCGAUGGGCGGCGGGGGAUAUCAGAAUGGGGGCGACACGUACUAUCAGGAUGGAGGAAGCUAUCAGCAGUACCAGACGCCCGAAUUUAAGGCUCAAAAGGAAGAUUUCUUUAGCCGCAAGCAGGAGGAAAAUGCUGCCCGACCUGAAAACUUGCCACCGAACCAGGGUGGAAAGUAUGCCGGUUUCGGUUACACGAUGGACCCACCACCAAGAAGUCAAUCUCACGAGCUUUUCGAUACGGUUCAAUCGUCGCUUGCUACGGGCUGGAAUGUGUUCUCCAAGGUGGCUAAUGUGGCGAAGGAGAAUGCACUUAAGUACGGGAGUAUGGCAUCACAAAAGGUAGUUGAAGUUUCUAGCACCGUUUCAGAGAAGGUUAAGGAAGGUUCGCUGUUGGAAGGAGUCGGCUCGCAAGUGUCAAACCUGGCGACGAAGGUUACCGAGGUUGGACGUAAAGGAUGGGGAGGCUUCGGUGCUCCGGGCGGUAGUUACAGCACCCCAUCCGGCAGCAACGAUCAGUACAGCAACAUUUCCUCGGACAGUGGCGUCAGCAGUCCAAUAAAUGGGCGACAGGGUGGUGGCUACCAGCAGCGUGGCUCUACCGGAUCUGGACGACGGGACGAAUCCUGGUCCAACAACGGUUGGUCGAACGAUAGCAACUCGAACAGCAUGCCUCAAUCGUAUCAGAACGGCGACAACGAUGAUGACGGUUGGACCGGGUUUGAAUCGUACUCGGGUCCAACGUCCGGCAAGACUAGUGCAACGUCCGAGCUGAUGAACAGCGUCGACAUGCGGAACGACAAUUUAGACCGCCAAACAAAGUCCGGUGGAUCGCGGCGUACAAGCAAUGGGGCGAGCAAGCAGUCGACCAAAUCGCCACCUUCCAGCAUCGAUCAGGACUUUGCUGCCCUUGAUAUUAAAAGCAACCGGGCACCGAAAAGUUCCGGCGCCAGCAGCAACACCACUUCCAAGAAAGCAAACAACAACCCAGAGGACGAUCUGUGGAACAUGCUAAACAAUUAG